AUGACUAUCCCGUCUGCCUUUGGAUAUGACGCCAAGUUCAGUGAGCUGCCCGUGAAGCACUGCAUGGCGGAACCGAACCCGGAGUACACCUGCAAGCUCGGGCUUGCGCCACCGCUGCUCCUCAUCGUGAUCGGCUGCGUGUUCAUUAAGGGCGCCAUAUGCACAGGCAUUCUUUUCGGGCUGACUGACAACUCACUGGUCACCCCUGGCGAUGCGAUCUCGUCCUUUAUCUCGCAGCCUGACCCGAACACAGUCGGGCUGGCCACCAUGGGCUUCACAGACGCCGACCGCCUUGAAUACGACAGCUUAGAGAAAGUUCCAGCCUCUGGACUCCUUCACGGACCGAUGGCCCGGAGGUGGAGACACUGCCCUCGUCGCUUCAAAUCAGUGCUCUCGCGAGCUGUCUGGGUGCGAACCUACAGCAUCCUGAUAGCUGGGAUGGCUCUCAUCUCCACCGGCCUUGGCUUGGAUGUGACCGGCAACGGCGCGUCAACUCUGAUUGGAACGUUCGGGAAAGCUGCGACCACAAACAUCGCUAUUCAGUUUACCUACCUCGGUGCCCUGCUAAUGGCGAACACGCCUCAGCUCAUCUUGUCCUUUUGCUACUUCGCCCUCAACUCUUUCCUCACCCGCAUCCAAGUCGAGGAAGAGUGGAACUCCUACAGCCGUUCUUACAAGCCCCUGCGCGUUUCCAACCCGAAGGGGCAACAAGUCAGCCACUACCGGCUCCAACUGCCGUACAAGUACAGCAUCCCGCUCAUAGGCAUGAGUAUCGUCCUCCAUUGGGUCCUAUCUAACGCGAUAUUCUUAACAAUCAUAGAAGGAGGUUUCUGGGCGAACAUCAACCAGGAUGCAUCAAUGGCCGCCGGUUUUGGCGUUUCUGACGACUCUUAUAUCGCCGUGGGCGUGUCCGGAUCGGCCAUCCUCGCCCUGUUCGUCAUUUCCUCUGUGCUGUGCAUCUCCCUUGCACUCUUCAGCCUCCGCAAGCUGUCGGGCGAUAUGGUCUCCGGGGGCACAAACUCUCUGGUCAUGUCUGCCGCGUGCCACGUCCCGGCCAUAGCGAUGAGGAGCAAGCCACUUUCGGCUCGACGGAGCGAGCCAGCCAGCCGAAGCAAUGUUACUUUGAGGUCUACGAGCACAGGCGCCAGCUCCAUAUCGUCAUAUCAGCAGGUACCUUCGAUCGAAGGCGUCGAUAUUGUGCCCGAAGGACCUCUAUCACCCUACCACUUUUCGGCCAAGUCAGAACCCUCAAGCAAGUUUGGGCAACAGCAGGAAGCGAAGGAGGAUGAAGAGCAGUUGCUGUCAGGCGUCGUGGCGGGAGACGAGGAGACGACCCUGCUGGAAGAAGUUGCGACGUCCAGGAUCAGAUGGGGCGCCAUUCCUGCGAACCCUGGUAUCCUGGAGGGCGUUGUCACGGAUGAGGUUGUGUUGCACUUGGGCUUUGGCACCGAAGACCAUAAUGUCCAGCCUCCGUGUGAGGGUCGCUUGUAUAUCUGA
Diaporthe citri is the source of this 1497-nucleotide messenger RNA. RefSeq lists its product as uncharacterized. The coding region runs from base 1 to 1497 and encodes 498 amino acids. The record is from RefSeq and is a predicted model, not a curated record. Lineage: Eukaryota; Fungi; Ascomycota; Sordariomycetes; Diaporthales; Diaporthaceae. The transcript is spliced from 3 exons.